Molecule: messenger RNA, 3832 nt
Organism: Dromiciops gliroides (monito del monte)
Lineage: Eukaryota; Metazoa; Chordata; Mammalia; Microbiotheria; Microbiotheriidae
Gene: RHPN1
Product: rhophilin Rho GTPase binding protein 1
Exons: 15
Coding region: 334-2337 (667 amino acids)
Biological process (GO): signal transduction; negative regulation of stress fiber assembly
Molecular function (GO): protein binding
Source: RefSeq, a predicted model, not a curated record
GAUUGGGUGAGGUCAAAUUUUGCCCUCCCCCCGCUCCGAGUCCUCUUUCCAGUGGUCACCUCCCAACACUCCCCCGGCACCCCGCCUCAAUCCCCUCUCCCCCCGUCAGAGGAGUCAAGUGGGAGUGGAAGGGUGGGAAGCAGGCGGGAGCCGCUGGAGUGGGAGGAGGGGAAGGAGGAGGGACCUCGCUGCCCGAACUGCCCGGCCCUGUGGGCUUCGGACCGGCCCCUGGGUUGUGCACUUGCUUGCACUUGGACGAGCCUCCCGGGGAGUCCUUGCAGGUUGUCCUCCGCGGGACCUGGGCUGCUGUAUGUCCCAGCAGCGUGGGCCAAGAUGAUUCUAGAGGAGAGCCCGGACGGCGAGGGAGGCGGUGAAGAUGGCAUCUUGUUGCAGCCCGCGGACGGGGGUAGCGUCCGAAAGGGCUGCAACCCCCUGGUCCAGACCCAGAGGAGCCGCCUACAGAACCACCGGGCCAGGAUCAACCAGCAGAUCAACAAGGAAAUGAGGAUGCGCACGGGGGCUGAGAACCUCUUCAAAGCUACCACCAACCACCGAGUCAAGGAGACCGUCGCCCUGGAACUGAGCUACGUCAAUUCCAACCUGCAGCUGCUCAAAGAGGAGCUGGAGGAACUGAACAGUAGUGUCGAUGUGUACCAGAACGAGAGCGAAGGCAUCAGUGUCCCCAUGAUCCCACUGGGCCUGAAGGAGACCAAAGACUUGGAUCUGGCCACACCCCUGAGGGAGAUGAUCUCAGAGCACUAUGGUGAGGACAGCACUUCCUAUGAAGUGGAGAUCAAGAAGCUCAUGGACCUGAGACAGGCCAUUCGAACCCCUAGCAGGAAUGAAACGGGUCUGGACCUCCUCAUGGAAUACUAUAACCAGCUCUAUUUUCUGGACCUCCGCUUCUUUUCUCCCAGUAGAAACCUUGGAGUCUUCUUCCAUUGGUAUGACUCCCUUACUGGGGUCCCCUCCCACCAGAGAACCCUGGCCUUUGAGAAGGGGAGUGUCCUUUUUAACAUUGGUGCCCUUUAUACCCAGAUUGGGGCCCGGCAGGACCGGGGUACCAGGACGGGCAUUGACUGUGCCAUUGAGGCCUUCCAGAGAGCGGCAGGUGCCUUUAACUACCUGAAGGAAAACUUUUCUAAUGCUCCAAGCUUGGACAUGAGUGUGGCCUCUCUCUCCAUGUUGGUUCGGCUCAUGACCGCCCAGGUCCAGGAGUGCGUCUUUGAGCAGCUUACUCUGGCCGGGACCCCCCAAGAGCCUCUCUCCCAGAUGAGACUUGCCCAGGAAGCAGCCCGAGUGGAGGACGUGUACUCCCUCGUGUACCAGACCAUGGUCCAGCCACCUGUCAGAGACUAUGUGCCCUUCUCCUGGACCACCAUGGUGAAUGUCAAGGCCAAACACUUCCGAGGCCUGUCCCACUACUAUGCUGCCAUUGCCCUCUGUGAUGGGCCCGUUGUAGCAGACUCAGAGAUUCCCAAAUAUGAGAAAGCUUUUCUCCAAUUCCACGUCACGGUGCCCGAGGGCCCUUCGCUACCUGUUCUCCUUCAGGACUCUGAGGAACGGAGAAAACUCGCAAAGGCACACCUGCGGAAAGCCAUGAUGAACCAUGAAGAAGCCCUGCGUCUCCAUGCGGUUUGCCGCAUCCUUCGAAAGAUGGACCUGCUGCAGGAGGUUGUGUCACUGGCUCACAGACGCUCCCUGGCCAAGUACUCCGAGAUCGACCAUGAGGAUGACUUCUUUGAGACUGCCGAAGCCCCUGAAGUCCACCCCAAGACCCACCAGAAGCCAGAGAUAAAGACGCCCAACUUCUCCCAGGUGAAGGUGACAGACAUCUUCCAUCGCUUGGGGCCCCUGUCCGUUUUCUCUGCCAAGAACCAGUGGCGACUAAAGGGGCCCAUACGACUGACUCGAGGCGAAGGUGGCUUUGGAUUCACUCUCAGGGGAGAUUCUCCCGUUCUCAUUGCAGCUGUCAUCCCUGGGGGCCGGGCUGAGGCAGCUGGACUGAAGGAGGGCGAUUACAUUGUCUCUGUGAAUGGGGAGCCUUGCAAGUGGGGAAAGCACUCGGAGGUGGUGGCCCUGCUAACAGGUGUGGGAGAGGAAGGUGUAGACAUCGAGGUGGUCACCCCCCAGCGAGAGGAGCCGCUUGGUCUGGUGGAUAAGAAAGCGACUACCUUGGCCUCAGUUGGGCUUUUGCGCAGUGACAAGGAAAAUGGUGGGCAGGUCACACUGCCUGGGCCUCUCCUUGGCUGGAACAAGAAGGCUAAGCGGAGCCAGGGCCCGAGGCGGCUCCAGCCUUUCUCCGCAGCAGCAGACAACACAUCAGCUUCCCACUGAGGCCCCCGCCCCGGGACAUCUUCCUCAGCCUUCCCUACAGGGCCAGUGAACAGAGGCUAGAAGAACUCCUGGCCCUGGCUUGGGAAUGUCUGAGAGGCAGCCAGCUUCUGGCUAGUCAUGGGAAUGGGCCUGGGGAUUCCCUUUUGGCUCAGACAGCCCCUGCAGGACCUCAGAGCUGCAGGUGAAUGGUCCAGGCAUCUUUCCCAACCCCAUGCCCCAGCCCAGAGGCACUGGGGGUGGGAGGAGGUCCUGGGAUCUCUUCCUCUGAACCUUGUGAACUUUAAAGCACUAGCAAAAUGAGCCCUGUUCUUACUAUUCUCCUGAGACCCGGUGAUAUAGCAGAGCUAACACUUGCACUUGUAGCCCACAGACCUGUAUUCAGAUUCUGGCUGGGCCACUUAAGUAAGUCAAUUCCCAUGCUCAGGCCUGUUUUCUUAAGUGCUAUAGAAAUGGAAAGGGCUGAUCCCAUUGGACUGGAUUAGUGAGAACUCAUGCGUCUGUAGCAUAUUAAAAUGGACAGCACUUUCCUGAAAGGGAGUUCUAGGAUUAUUAUCUGUUUUACAAAGAAAGAAAACUGGAGCCAAGAGAGAAGAUACUUGUUCAGGGUCAUUCAGCCAGUAACAAAAAGGAGACUUAAACUUUGGUCUUCCCAUUCCAAGCCCUGCCCUGAGAUGCCCAUCUCAGGGAUGAGGUGUGCCACAGCUGUGGGGGCUGCUGUCCCCAGGAGGAAGGAGAGUACUCUUCCCCUUCCCCCUUCCCCCUUCCUCCCUCAGAGGUGCAGUCUCACAGACCCUGACCAGGGUGAGAGGCAGCCUCUGCAAUGGGCCUUUGGCUGAUUCCACACGGGGCCCUUGUCCUUCUGGGUUUUGAUUGAAGGUCCAAAGGAGGGGCCUUAAUGGACCUGGAGCCCCGUUCUGUUGUUUUACAGGAGAGGAGACAGAUGCAGGACAGGGAAAUAACUUGCCCAGGGUGACGCAAUGAAUCAGAGGCUGCGGUAGAACUGGGCCCUAGGUCUCCUGACUCCAGGCCUGGUGCUCUGCACACCACUUACAUUUAUAGAGAAUUGUGCCCACUAAACAUCCGCAGUGUGUUGGGUGUGGGCAGGGGACAGUGGAAUGGACCCUGGGGCUAGGCUUCUAGUCCCUGAUCCUGGGCAGGUCAACUCUCUUGGCCUCAGUUUCCCCCUCUGUCAAAUGAGGAGGUUAGAAUUGUUCAUCUCUAAGGGCCCAAGAAGUCCUGAGUUCUCUUCAGGGAUAGAACCUUCUUCCCUUAAUCCCUAACUUUGCCAUGUCAGGCAUCACCUCCAAGAAGCCUUCCGUGAUCACCCUAUGUGAAGUGAUCUCCACCCCCCCAUAAGAAUUCAAAGUCCCUGGCUUGGUCUUCAUUACAGUGUCAUUGUAUCACACUCAUUUCUGUAGAAACAGUGUUGUGUUAGACUGAACUCCUGGAAGGCAGAGACGUGGCUAGUAGGCACUUAAUAAACGUUUGAGUCAAA